Molecule: messenger RNA, 1305 nt
Organism: Metopolophium dirhodum (rose-grain aphid)
Lineage: Eukaryota; Metazoa; Arthropoda; Insecta; Hemiptera; Aphididae
Product: atypical protein kinase C-like
Exons: 9
Coding region: 1-1305 (434 amino acids)
Biological process (GO): protein phosphorylation
Molecular function (GO): ATP binding; protein serine/threonine kinase activity
Source: RefSeq, a predicted model, not a curated record
AUGGGAAUAUUUUGCAGUUGUUCUAAACUUCAAGAAAAUGAAAAUAAUUUAAGUGCAUUUUGCAAGUUUUGUCAAACCCAAUUUGGGGGGAUAGGAUGGCAAAGAUUCAAAAGUAAUCAAUGCAAAUCGCAUAAAAACAAAAACCUUCAUCAGCUUGAUAAAAAUAAUUGCACGAAUGAUUCCGUAGUUAGUGAUGACACCAAAGGAGACUGUCAAACAUCUUUAAGUACAUUUUGGUCUGAUAUUGCUUUGGCAGAUACAAAUAGUUUUUCUGAUCAAAAUGAUGUUAUUGAUCAACCAGCUGAUUCUGUACCUGUUGAAAAUCCAGAAGCAGGUGAGGCAGAAGUUGGAGUUUUAUGUCAAUAUUCUAUUGAAGACUUUGAACUAAUGAAGAUUAUUGGUGAUGGUACUUAUGCCACGGUGUUCAUGGUUGAACAUAAAAGAAGCCAAUGCACCUAUGCUAUGAAAGUUAUAGAAAAAGAACGUGCCGCUAAGAAUAUAGAUAUUAACUGGGUACAAAACGAAAGAAAUGUUUUUAUAACUGUCGCUGAAUGCUCAUUUUUUGUUGCUCUCCAUUGUUGCUUCCAAACAACCAGCCAAUUAUUCUUUGUGAUGGAAUUUGUUCGUGGAGGUGACUUGUUGUAUUUUAUGAAAAGAAAAAGAAGAUUGACCGAAAAUCAUGCUAGAUUUUAUACAGCAGAAAUUAGUUUAGCUUUGAACUUUUUACAUACUAAAGGUAUAAUAUAUCGAGAUUUAAAAUUAGAAAAUGUACUACUUGAUCAUGAGGGUCAUAUAAAAUUGGCGGAUUAUGGAUUGUGUACAAAUCUAAAAUGGCCUGGAGAAAAAAUAGAUUCAUUAUGCGGAACUGCAAAUUAUAUAGCCCCGGAAAUUAUAAGAUUUGAACCAUAUGGAUUUAGUGUGGAUUGGUGGGCUUUAGGAAUUAUUUUGUAUGAAAUGUUGGUUGGAAAAAGUCCAUUUGAUAUUAAAGAAGUACCACCUAAUGAAGAUUACAAUACCAUUACAUUCACAAGGAUUUUAUAUAACCCUCUGAGUAUUCCAAAAUACCUUUCUGGUGAAGCAACUUGUGUCUUAAAGGGACUUUUAAAUAAAAAUGCUGUUGACCGUUUGGGUUGCUUCGGUGAUGUUAAAGAUUGCCCAUUUUUUAAAUCUAUUGAUUGGAAAAUGUUGGAACAAAAGAAAAUUCAGCCUAAUUAUAUACCACAACUAGAUUCUGAUCGUGACCUUACCAAUUUCUCAUCAGACUUUACAGACAAACCUGUACAUUUGAAACCUGAUGAUCAGUAA